CAUAGAGAUAGCUAUCGGUGCAGCACCUGACUCAAGCUGGGGGAGACUGAAACAGGUUCUGUUGCCUUCAGUACUUGCUGGGUUUGUGCAGAACCUUUCGCCAGUGUCUUGCGAUCCGCUUCUAACAGAGAGAUCGGGCGUUACUUUCACCAAUAUGGAUAAAGAAUACGUGGGGUUUGCCACGCUGCCCAGCCAGGUCCACCGGAAGUCAGUGAAGCGUGGGUUCGAUUUCACACUCAUGGUAGCAGGAGAGUCUGGUCUUGGUAAGUCCACUCUGGUUGACAGCCUCUUCCUGACUGAUCUGUACAGCGAAAGAAAGAUCCUCAAUGCUGAAGAGCGCAUCUCCCAGACCCUCGAGAUCACGAGGAACGCGGUGGAGAUUGAGGAGCGGGGGGUAAAGGUCAAACUAACCAUAGUGGACACCCCUGGCUUCGGGGACGCAGUGGACAAUGCAGACUGCUGGAGUCCGAUAGCACGCUAUAUCAAUGAGCAGUUUGAGCAGUACUUCAGAGACGAGAGUGGACUGAACCGCAAGAACAUCCAGGACAACCGUGUGCACUGCCUGCUCUACUUCAUCUCCCCCUGCGGGCACGGACUACGCCCCAUCGACGUGGAAUUCCUGAAGGCAGUUCACGACAAGGUCAAUAUCGUGCCGGUCAUCGCCAAGUCUGACACACUGACCCCUAGGGAGGUCAAGAAUCUGAAACAGAGGGUGCGCGACGAAAUCGAGGAAUUCGGGAUCACUAUUUACCAAUUCCCGGAUUGUGAUUCCGACGAAGAUGAGGAAUUUAAACAGCAAGACACAGCUCUGAAGGACAGCUUUCCCUUUGCAGUGAUUGGCAGCAACACCGUGAUUAGGGAGAAUGUUGAGCGGCCAAUGAGAGGCCGGGUUUACCCGUGGGGCGUGGUCGAGGUUGAUAACCCCUCACACUGUGACUUUGUGAAGCUCAGGAACAUGCUGAUUCAGACUCACAUGCAGGAUUUGAAGGACGUCACGCAGGAGGUGCACUACGAGAAUUACAGAGCGCAGUGCAUCCAGAACCUGAGCCGCAGCGGAGCCAAGGAGCGAGCGAGCCGCAAUAAGAUCUCCAGGCAGAGCAUCACCGAGCUGUCACUCGUUCCACUGGCGGACACAGAGAAACUCAUCAGAGAGAAAGAUGAGGAGCUUCGUCGCAUGCAGGAGAUGCUGCAAAAAAUGCAACAGCAGAUGCAACAGAGCCAAGGAGAGCAGUCCGAUACUCUGUGAGAGGAGAGAGAGACGAGGUUCAAGCUGGAGAGGAAAGUGUGAAAGAUCGACACAUUCACAAAUUAUAACGAAACAUUUGAAAUGCAGCUUUAAUGGAGAGAAAUAUAUUCACUGUAGCGGCUUCCUGUCUGUGUCUCUGCCGUCAUCGUCAGGGUUUUAAUAAAGUUUUGUUUUAAAUGA
Messenger RNA from Acipenser ruthenus (sterlet), 1426 nucleotides. RefSeq names its product septin-4-like. Gene Ontology annotation, cellular component: septin ring; synaptic vesicle; cell division site. Gene Ontology annotation, biological process: cytoskeleton-dependent cytokinesis; regulation of exocytosis. The coding region runs from base 155 to 1246 and encodes 363 amino acids. Lineage: Eukaryota; Metazoa; Chordata; Actinopteri; Acipenseriformes; Acipenseridae. Gene Ontology annotation, molecular function: GTPase activity; molecular adaptor activity; GTP binding. The transcript is spliced from 11 exons. The record is from RefSeq and is a predicted model, not a curated record.